UAUAGGAGCGCGCUUUUUGUCAACUUUCCAAAAACUUUCCCCUCGGACUUUUCAAAACAAAGAGAAGAAUGGAUUCUUUGGUCCAGCAGGUUUUGAUUGUUUGCCCACAUGUAUCAGCUGAUGAUGCACGGAGAGAUCUACUUUAUACAAAAGACCCUCAAGAUACAAUCAACAGAAUAUUUGACGGGAACUUUCUGAUAGGUAUUCCUGCUGAUGAGCCUGCUGAAAAAAGCUCAAGAAUGCCACUGGGUAACCACCCUCCAAAAAAAUCUGCACCACCAUCCUCGGCCGGAUGCAUGCCUCACAAAGAGAGGAACAACUUCAACAUAGUCCACAAUGCAUUGUUUCGUACAUCAGAGCAUGCCUUGCCCUCCGAUGGAGACCACCAGCAAGGAAAAAUGACUGACCAAAAUUCACAGAGGUACAAUGAUGGGACCAGUGCCAUCCCUGUCAUAAGCUCUGAUUGCCAUGGUAACAGUGAUGACAACAGUGAUGACAAUGAUGAGGAGCUCCCUUCCAUCUUUGCAUCUCGCAGACUACAUGGAACAUCAAGAGAGGACACUAGGGUAGCAUUUAACUUUCCCAAGGAAGCUAGUUUCUUACCAGGAAACAGGGAAGGGGAGACGCAUGGUGUGUCCCAAGGAUUAGCACAUGGUAACUCCUGCGCCAAUAGGACAAAGUCUUCAAGGGUUUGCCACAUUGACAUAUCCAGUAGCGACAGUGACAGUGAUGAAAAACAUCAGAAGAUAGGUUGCCUAGGUAAGCAGACAAACCAAGGCAGGAUGAAUGGAGCAAUGACUGUUCAUAUAGACUCAGAAUCGUCAUCGGAUGAGGACGACGUCAUCCAACUGGGUUUGCUUCAAAGACUAGAGGAGCAAAGGAAGAAAUUCAAGGCAGCUCCGAGCAGCAGUCAGGAAUCGUCUCAAACUUCAACGAUAUCUUCCUCCAAAAAAACCUCUGGUGUGGAUAGGAAGAUUCAUGAAAAGGUGAAAGAUGCCAUCUUGGGACGUGGACAACUGCACCAAGCUGACCACGCUCUGAGUGAUAGUGACAUUGAGCCUGAAUCCAUAGAAAUGACUGAUCAAACAUCAUCUCAUUAUGACACAUCAUCCAUGCCAUACACCACCGAGACAGAUUCCCAAACCUUGACAUCACAGGAGAGCAGUUCAUCUUUGUCAUCGGGUCAUCUAAAAACAAAGAGAACGCCAGAAGAAAUACAGGCCGCCAAGUUGAGAGCAUUGGAGAAGAAGAAAGAGAAGGAGAGACAGAGGCAAGAGAGGUUGAGACUUCAAGAAGCAAAGAAACAACAAAAACAAAGGGAGGCUGAUCAAAGAAAGACACUAAGAGAUGCCAAACGGGCAGAGAAACCAGGAGAAUGUUUGAAGUACAUGACAGUUGUUCUGGACAACCAUGUGAUAGAGGAUCCUUGCGGGGCGCAGAUCUUGGCUAAGCUUCAGACUCUGGGAUGUAAGUACGUCAUUGAGGCUCAAUCUAUCCCAUCAUGCAUCAGGUGGAAGAGAACCGUCCUGGAAACCAAUCUUCUCGGAGAGGACAUUCAGCUUGAUUCUCUGACUCGUAUUAAGGAGGAACCUGAAGCCAUGGUUGUCCUUUGUCCUGCAGAGUUUGUGGAGAUGGUCUAUUCUUACAAAUGUGAGCAGAGAGGUGAAUAUACCGUUGGUUCAAGAACACUAUGUGAUCAUGUGAAAGACAUGCAGAGACAGCUUGGAGGUAUCAUGCCCACGUUGGUGGUACAGGGCAUGGAGAAAUAUUUCAGGUCCAAGAAGAAUGUCCAUCAAAGACAGUACAGGAGUGCAGUGCUAGGAGUAACAGGUGAAGAGAAUGGGAGAGGAAAGAAAAGGAAGAGGAAACCUGAAGACAUUGAUGUAGUGGUGUCAAGAGUAGAUGUUGAGGAGGCUUUGGUUGAUUUGCAGUUGAAGCUGACAUGCAAUAUGCGCUUUGUAGAGACCAGCGAUCAGAUAGCUGACCUGGUGGCCAUGUUUACCAAAGCUGUGGCUGAAACACCUUUUAAGAGGAAAAGAGAUGAGGCUAAGUUUUCCUUCCAUGUUCAUGUUGACUGGGCCGGUGGGGUCAAGGUGGCCAAGGAUGGAAAGGGACUGCUAAAGGUCUGGAGGCAACAGUUUCAACAGUUCAGGAACGUCAGUCCAGAGAUAGCAGCGGCCAUCGUAGCUCAGUAUCCCUCUCCUCAACUUCUGUGGAAGGCUUAUAAGAAUUGUCCAACAGAGGAUGCUGCUAAAAAGCUUCUCCAAGAUAUUGUGGUGCGUCGUGGAGAGGGCGUCCUAGCAACAUCAAGACGAGUAGGACCAGAGCUGUCGAGACGGGUGUAUCACCUCUUUACUUCUAACAAUGGUGAUUUAGUCUUAUGAUGAUGUACAAAUAUUAUAAAACAGAUUCAAGGAUGUAGCCAAUAGUGAGUGGGUAUGAAAGUCACAUUUGCUUUGAUUCUAUGGAACCUCUCAGCCGUGCAUUUCUUGUGCAUCACUGUGCAUUUUGUGUGCAUCAUUUUACCAUAGGACGUAAAAACAGAUGCCAUCUGGAAUAUGCGUUCUUUCAAAGAAAAGGCUAUAGCAAAAAUCUUGAUGUACUUUGGCGUGCAUACUAGAUACGCCUGUGAUGCCAUAAUAGAAAAUGGGGUGAUCUCUUUAUCGGUACGAUCCUUGAAUAUUUAGAGAGAUUCUCGGGAGGGAUUUGAACAACAUUUGUACUUAAAGGUCAAGUCCAGAAAAACGUUGAUUUGAAUAAAUAGAGCAAAAUCAAACUAGCAUAACGCUUAAAAUUUCAUCCAUAUCGGAUAUAAAGUUAUGGCAUUUUAAUGAUUCGCUUAUUUUUCAUCAAAAAGGUGAUAUGCGCAUUUCAGUGUCAUGCAAAUGAGUAAGUCGAUGAUUUUUACUU
Messenger RNA from Lytechinus variegatus (green sea urchin), 2910 nucleotides. RefSeq names its product crossover junction endonuclease EME1-like (gene eme1). The record is from RefSeq and is a predicted model, not a curated record. The coding region runs from base 69 to 2384 and encodes 771 amino acids. Gene Ontology annotation, biological process: double-strand break repair; replication fork processing; mitotic intra-S DNA damage checkpoint signaling. Gene Ontology annotation, molecular function: nuclease activity; ubiquitin binding; DNA binding. NCBI's taxonomy places the organism in Eukaryota, Metazoa, Echinodermata, Echinoidea, Temnopleuroida, Toxopneustidae. Gene Ontology annotation, cellular component: nucleus; Holliday junction resolvase complex. The transcript is spliced from 13 exons.